Plectropomus leopardus (leopard coralgrouper) is the source of this 3001-nucleotide messenger RNA. RefSeq names its product regulator of calcineurin 1b (gene rcan1b). Gene Ontology annotation, biological process: calcium-mediated signaling. Gene Ontology annotation, molecular function: nucleic acid binding; calcium-dependent protein serine/threonine phosphatase regulator activity. The record is from RefSeq and is a predicted model, not a curated record. Lineage: Eukaryota; Metazoa; Chordata; Actinopteri; Perciformes; Serranidae. Gene Ontology annotation, cellular component: cytoplasm; nucleus.
UGACGUCAUCUCCUUUAUCCUCUGCGCCAUGCUAACAAAUCUCUUCCAUAGCUCUAUGUACAUUUUUUUGGGAUAAUUUUGAGCUGUUUUAGUUUUUGACAGCGCUAAAUAUCCAACGCGCUCCUCCGCAAGCGUUUAACGGUGAGAAAAAGUUCGCGGAAUAGCGUUAGUUUCCCUUUUUUUCGCGGCGUCAUUGCAGAUUCCUGCUUAGCAUCGUUAGCUAGCAGCUUAGUGUAGCUUGGGAGCUAAUACACUCUGACAGCUUUUAGUUGUUUUUUGGAGACAAAAACACACAAAGAGCUGCUGCGUUAUCAUGAAAUAACGUCUACGGCUUUAUAAGUACGUAUAAAGACAUAUAAAUGUAUUAGCCGUUGUGUUAGCUCCGCAGCAUUAGAUGCUAGUGGGCGUUAGCUAGCUGUUGUUAUUAGCCUUCGGAUUAGCGUUCGGCUAAAGUUGUUUUCCCGUUUCCGGAAAACAGUAAAUAACCGAAAAGUCGAGAUGCAGCAAGCCGAGAACGGAGUGGAGGAGGAGGCCACGGUGGAUGUCCAGUUUACCGAUUUACCGAACGCCCUGAUAGCCUGCAAAGUACCGGAGGAUCUGUUCAAUGAAGGCAGUCUGAGGGCCAGUUUCGAGACCUUGUUCCAGUCUUUCGACCCAGAGGUGCAGUUCCAGUACUUCAGGUCCUUCCGGCGGGUGCGGAUCAGUUUCAGCGACGCUCUGGCUGCAGCCGAGGCCAGACUCCGCCUCCAUAAGACGGACUUCAACGGCAAAGAGAUGAGACUGUACUUCGCCCAGUCUGUCCACAUAGGGAGUCCUCGCCUGGAACCCCCCAAACCAGACAAACAGUUCCUGAUCUCGCCGCCCGCCUCCCCUCCCGUUGGCUGGGAACAGUCUCAGGACGCCACGCCAGUCAUCAACUACGACCUGCUGUGCGCCAUCUCAAAGCUCGGACCAGGAGACAAGUACGAACUCCACACCGCCACACCAACGACCCCCAGCGUGGUCGUCCAUGUCUGCGAGGACGAGCGCGGCGGCGACAGCUCGGCCCCCGACGACAGCGACCAAGACGACAAGCCCCGCCCCCCACGGCCGAAGAUCAUCCAGACGCGCCGCCCUGACUACGCGCCCAAAGUGGAGCAGUGAGCCAAGACGAGUUUGACGGCCGUAACGUUUCAUCCUCAAGUGAUUGAUGAAGAGCUCAACACGCUCUCAGAGCUUUGAAGAAGGUUUGAGGACUUUGGGAAAGUGCCCGAGGGCGCUGCCGCGUCCUGUAGACAAGAGAGGGAAAAAAAAAAAAAAAAACUAGUGUGGAAUGCUGCAUUCAUGUCCAGUGGGCAAUACAAGGAGAAAAGAACUUCCAAAUGGAAAAAUACUGUUCAUUUUAGCAAUCAAACGACACCUACUGCUUGCGAAAUCAGAGGAGAUGGAACUGAAGGAAACAUUGAAUAUCUGAAAUGUAGAAAAUAAUGUAUAUUUCUCUUUUGAUCAUAGCACUUUAAUACAACACAGGAGAUGGAUUUUUGGUUUGUGGUGAUAUUUUGCAAAAAAAAAAUUAAAAUAAAGCUAAAACGUACAUUGUGUUUGUAAGAUGAAGUUGGCCAGGUGCAAAUAAAGUCUGUACUAGAGCAUUCAAAUGUUUUUGGAUGUUGGUUAUUCCCACAUGACAUGAAUGCAGCAUGUGUGUCGUUUAGGUCUCAAUGGACGGACGGAAAAGGGAACUUGACUUUCUUUAAACAACUUUGCGACUGUUGAUAUUUGCUUCGGUGCUACAUGUUUGUCAGUUAGCCGAAGAGGGCGACAUGUUUUUCUCCCGGGUUGCUGACCCGAAAGUAUGUUCCCGCCGUGGCUCUGCGUUACUACUCACUGCUGUUGAUGUCACAGCUGUUUUGUGGUGGACGUGUCGUCAAGUCAAAGCUUGCCUUACUCCCAUUUUUCAGGCGGGCCCCCACAUGAUGUUCCGCUGAUGACGUGUCACGGUGUUGUUCGGGGAUUAUUUCAGCUUUGGCACUCUUUCUGUUGCUAUUUGACAUGUAAUGGAGCUACAUGACAGUUGUUUUUUUGUUUUUUGAGUGCAGAAUGGACGCAUUCAGCCAUUGAUAAUCCUUUGAAAUCUGGAGCCACUUGUCUUUUCUCGUGCUGCUUUCAGACGCCUUUUACAAGUAUUUAACCCCUUUGAACGUUGGGCAAAUUUGGUGUGUAUUCUUUCAAAAACAUAAGGGAAAAAAAUGCAAUGAGCAAUAAAUUCCAGAAAUAGUAAGAAAUUGGCUUAUUUAGAAAAUUAUUUUUAAAGCAACCUAGGGAAAAAAAUAGCAUAAUUAGAUAUAUAAGAUUUGAAAUAAUGCUAAUGCUAUUUUGUAAGCUCUUUUUCCAGGUAAUUUCUUUGUCUGUUUUUAACUUUCUUGGUUAUUUUGUUGUUGUUAUUGUUGUUGUUGUUGUUGUUGUUGUUGAUUAUAUGUUUUUGGGUUGUUCAUAUGUACACCUGUCCAUACGUCCAUCCCAUUCUUGUGAAUCGGUUAUCUCAAAAAUCCCUUGAGGGGAUUUCUUCAAAUUUGAGCCAAACAUAUGAGUAGACUCAAGAACAAGCUGAUUUUAUUUUAUGUUGGUGAUCAUAGGUCAAAGGUCAAGGUCACUGCGACCAUUUCUGUCAUAGUCUCAUGAUUGCAAUAUCUCAAGGCACAAAUGUUCAUUUGGACUCAAUGAAGUAAUCAGAUUUUGGCCGCCAUAAGUCAAAGGUCAAGGUCACAGUGACCAUACAUCUAUCUCAUUCCUGCAAACUUGAUAUGUCAAGAAUACCUUGAGAGAAUUAUUUGAAAUUUGGCACUAACAUGAACUUGGACUCAACAAUGAGCUGAUUAGAGAUUGGUGUUCAAAGGUCAAGGUCACCGUGGCCUUGCAUCCAUAAUAUUCGUGAAUGCAGUUUCUGAAAAUGGCACUGAGGGAGUUUUCUCAAAUUUGGCACAAACAUCCACUUUGACUCAAGAAUGCACUCAUUAGAAUCUGG